Messenger RNA from Mya arenaria, 1736 nucleotides. RefSeq lists its product as uncharacterized. Gene Ontology annotation, biological process: protein phosphorylation; mitotic DNA damage checkpoint signaling. Lineage: Eukaryota; Metazoa; Mollusca; Bivalvia; Myida; Myidae. The record is from RefSeq and is a predicted model, not a curated record. Gene Ontology annotation, cellular component: nucleus. Gene Ontology annotation, molecular function: protein serine/threonine kinase activity; ATP binding. Bases 148 to 1101 code for a protein of 317 amino acids. The transcript has 2 exons.
AGAGUGUUAAGUGCAACAGUCACUAUUAUACAGACAUGUACUAGUAAUUAAAUUAGUUCUCAAUUAUCUGGCAGGGUUAUAUAAAACGCGCUGAAUCAAAUUCCAAGUUAACAAACGAUGUGAUGACCUUUUGGAAUAGAUGAUAAUAUGGAUGUUCGAUAUAAGUUUUUGGUGGACCAGGCUGCUCCCCACGGGCGGAAGUGGCGGAAGGAUCGUCUGUCGGGGAAGGAACUCGGCCAGAUUCGGUUAGGCGAUAGGCUGGCAAAGGGUGGCACUUCAGUCGUCUACAGGGCGCAGUGCGGCAAAGCCAUCAUCACGUGUAAGGUCACCGACGGAAAGUACUCCGAGGGGCUUAUGAAAGAAUGUGAAAUACUACGUAAGCUUGACCACACGAAUAUUCUUAAAGUUUACGAUGGUAUUGCAUGCAACAGAAUCGUUGCCAUGGCAAUGGAAUUUGUGCCAUGCGGUGAUCUUCAUGAUUUUGUCACGCACCAUUUUCCCGUGCACUCGGAAACUCGACAAAAAUUCGGGACUGAAAUUUUAUCUGCCGUUAGUUACAUGCAUGACAAUGGCAUAGCUCACUGUGAUCUAAAACUAGAAAAUAUCCUCGUUGACACACAGGGCUCCACCAAGAUAAUAGACUUUGGAUCAGCCCUUAAGGUGGCAGAUGCAACAUAUGAAGAUUUUGCUUACAUUGCUACGACACCGGAAUACUUGCCGCCGGAAAUAUUCUGUACGACCACGCGCGAUGGAUACGACAUCCGGGCAAUUGAUGAAUGGAGCGUCGGUGUCGUCUUGUUCAUCCUGUUAACUGGACGCUUCCCGUUCGGUGAGGUGGAUGCCUCACGGAUCGCCAAGUACAUCCAGAAGAUGCGGGCCGCUCAUUCCUUUAACCUGAGGCAGAAUGAGGAAAUGCUGCUUUACUUUGAAAAGGAAUACCUCGAGGUGGCGCGGGGGCUCCUCGCGUUUGAUCCCGAGGAGCGCUUUUCGGUCAGUAAAGCGCUGCAAAUGGGGUUUACGAAAAAGAAAAGUGUGUUUAGUCUUGAUGACAUCGAGAGUGAAAUUGACAAGGAAUUUGGAUCAAUUUUUGACGAUAUCUAGCUGGAGUGUUCUGGAAUGCAUUCUGCGUGAUUUAAAUAACAUUUCGAUGGACGCUGCAAAUGUAAUCGAAUAACCAGUGACAAUUGAAACACUCGGCAACGUCGGAUGUUUAGAGUUUAGCUAGAGAACCAAUGUACACGUUUUGUCAUGUUUGAAAAAAAGUUCCAUACUGGAGUUUGAAUUUGGCAACUCUAAUUUGAUACAUAAAUGAAAUUGUGAUUUUUUUCACUUUUUAUCUAUCAUUGAGUGUGGAUGACACUUUAAAAAUGUCCUUUAACACACUUAAAACUUUGAAACAAAUGUUACAGUACAUACACUUUUAUUUAUGGAAACAACGCUGAAUCAUAUUGGUAACAUGUUUGACCGCUACGCAAUUGUACGACAUGGCGAUGGGUACACGUUUGAUUCAUGAACAUUAAAGUCUGUUGAUAACGAAACUUACAAGGCGACAUUUAAAUCAGCGAUUGACAAACAGACUUUAACUGUCAGGAAUGGCCAUUAACAUGGUAGCCAUUGUCAGAAUGCAACAAUAUUAUGGAAUACGUCUAUUUUUGUAUAAAGGUGACUUCACUUAUUGAUUGUGUGUUUAAUGAUUCUUUUAAUUGUUUUGUUAAUAUAUUCGAAUUGCUAUGCUA